AUAUUAAUGAAAAUGUUAAGAAUGCACAAAGCAAAUAAUUUACAAUUACAAUCAAAAAUGAAAUCAAACAGUGUCAAAAGCAACAGAUAUAUUAAACAAGUAUUUCAACUGCCGCAAAAUAUGUAAGCUUUUUUAAUUGAGAGUUUUCAUGUGCCUUUUUUGGCUGUCACCACCGUACUACGCUUUAUUAACAUCUGGAUAAACUGCAUCCAAUUGUGUUUCUUGAUACCCAUAAACAAUGGACGCUCUUAAGGAAGCGUCCCUGGACAAUGAGGAAGUGCGAGAGAUCUUAAAGAACACUACAGAUUUACGUCAAUAUUCGAGGCAAAUCGAGAAAGAGUUCAAGGAUGUGGAGAACAAGUCGAUUGAGGAUUAUAUUGCCGAAUCUCAAAACAUUGCCAAUCUGCACAAUCAGAUUAACGACUGUGACGAUGUCCUCGAACGCAUGGAGAACAUGCUUAUGAGCUUUCAGAGUGUGCUCAACAACAUUAGCACCGAAAUAACGCAACUGCAACGUAAAUCCGUAUCCAUGUCACUGCAACUUACUAAUCGACAGUCGGUCAAAGCACAGCUGUCUCAAUUUAUAGAGGACAUGGCUGUAUCCGAAGAGAUGAUAAACAUUAUUAUGGAUACGCCAGUAACAGAGCGUGAUUUCAGCACCCAGCUGAAUGUGUUGAAUCACAAGUUAUCGCUGGUCAAGGAACUGAGUUUCAAGGAAUCCAAAUCGACGAGCGAUGUGAGCGAUGUACUGCAUAAGUUGCGCCUCAAAGCUAUGUCCAAGAUACGCAGCUAUCUGCUGGAGCAGAUCUACAAGUUUCGCAAACCGAUGACCAACUAUCAGAUACCACAGAAUGCCAUGUUGAAGCACAAGUUUUUCUUUGAGUUCAUAUUGUCCAAUGAGCGACAUGUAGCGCAGGAGAUCUGCAGCGAAUACAUCGAUACCAUGGGCAAAAUCUACUACAGUUACUUUAAAAGCUACUCCACAAGGCUGACCACUCUCAAGUUUGAGGAAUCCUGCACGAAGGAUGAUCUAAUGGGCAUAGAGGACAAUGCAUCCAAGGGUCUGUUUGCCAAAACGACGAGCCUGAAACAUAAGAGCACAAUCUUCACCAUUGGCAAACGGGGCGACAUACUCAAUCAGCAGCUGGAGGCACCCAUCAUUGUGCCCCAUGCGCAGAUGAAGAAUCGCAACACAGUCGAGGCUCUGUUUCGCUCGGAGCAAUAUGCGCUGGUUGACAAUGCUUGUCGGGAGUAUUUGUUUGUUACUGAAUUCUUUAUGGUGCGCAGUGCACAGGCACAGGAUUUGUUUAAUCAGAUAAUGGGCAAAACAUUAACAUUGAUGAUUAAAAAUCUGGAAACAUCUAUACAUGAUUGUUUCGAUACCAUCGCAAUGUUCCUUUGCAUACACUUAAUCUUUCGCUAUCAGCUCAUGUGCCACAAGCGCUGUGUGCCUGCGCUGGAUAAAUACUGGGACUCGCUGCAGUCGGUCAUUUGGCCGCGACUCGAGCAUGUAUUUCGCCUAAACAUUCAAAGCAUACACGACUGCGAUCCGUCCAAGUUCAACAAGGAAAUGGGUCCACAUUAUAUAACGCGUCGUUAUGCUGAGUUUAGUGCUGCCAUUGUGGGCAUCUCGGAGCAUUUUCCAAAUGAACUCGUUAGUCGACUGUUGCUGGAGCUGCAAAAUGAGGUGGAGUGCUUCAUCUUACGCAUGGCAGCCAAUUUUCCCACACGUAAGGAUCAGCUCAUCUAUCUGAUCAAUAACUAUGAUCUCGUGCUGGGCGUGCUCAUGGAGCACACGCGUGACAACUCCAAAGAGGCCGAGGCAUUCCGUGAACAGUUGAAUGCGAGGAGCGCCGAAUAUGUCGAGGAGAUUCUGGCGCCGCAUUUUGGAGGCAUUAUACAGUUUGUCAAAGAGUGCGAGCAAUACUUUGACAAGGAUCAGCCGGAUGAGUUGAGGAAGCAGGAGCGACGCAGUCUCGGCCUAGUUGCCAGCUUCUCGGCGAAUUGGAAGAAAUCGCUGGAGGAAUUGAAUCGUGAAGUGCUGCUCUCGUUCCCAUCGCUGUUGACGGGCUCCCAGCUACUGCAGUUGGCAUUGGGCAGUCUAGUGCAAUACUAUCAUCGUUUCCACAAGCUGCUGACACCCAAUGCGCGUGCCCAACUCACCAACAUCCAUGUGGUCAUGGUCGAAAUCAAAAAGUACAAGAGCAACUACUGAGGGACAAUUUAAAACUGCUCGCUUUUUAAUAUGUUAAACCAACACAUUCCAAAAUAAAAUGUAAACUAUGUUA
Molecule: messenger RNA, 2288 nt
Organism: Drosophila grimshawi
Lineage: Eukaryota; Metazoa; Arthropoda; Insecta; Diptera; Drosophilidae
Gene: Vps52
Product: vacuolar protein sorting-associated protein 52 homolog
Exons: 6
Coding region: 239-2215 (658 amino acids)
Biological process (GO): retrograde transport, endosome to Golgi; endocytic recycling; Golgi to vacuole transport
Cellular component (GO): GARP complex
Molecular function (GO): syntaxin binding
Source: RefSeq, a predicted model, not a curated record